Molecule: messenger RNA, 522 nt
Organism: Drosophila yakuba
Lineage: Eukaryota; Metazoa; Arthropoda; Insecta; Diptera; Drosophilidae
Exons: 2
Coding region: 86-424 (112 amino acids)
Molecular function (GO): odorant binding
Source: RefSeq, a predicted model, not a curated record
CUACUUAUUCGAUGAAACGUGCGCAAAUUCCUAUAAAAUAUGGAUGCUAUGCAGUUGACUGCAGUCUUCAAAGUCAGUCUCCAAAAUGAACAGGCUCCUUGUCGUGACUUUCCUGGUGACCAUCGGUAUACUAUUGGUUAAUUCUGUUGAUAUGCAAAUUGCACACCAGUGCGCAGCGAAGGUUGGGAUGGGCAAAUAUGUCGAUCGAAGUAAAGCCAACUGUUUCAAUCUUUGUCAACUUGAGAUGCACAAAGUGAUUGUCAAUGGAUCGGUCCACAUACCUCAUAUACAGAAUGCACAAAAAAAUUGCGUCAAGUUAAAGGAGGAUGACAAAUGCGUGCUCGCCAAUAGACUAAAAAGAUGUCUACAAGUCAGCCUAAACCGUAAAGAGUUAGAAGAGUUUGACUAUAUAUAUUUGAUUUAAACAUGCUUUUCCAACGAAAAGUUCGUUUUUACUUCGCAGAUAAAAUAUUAAAAAAAUUGCUAUUUAACAUUAUUAAAACUUAUUCAUUUUGUUCAAAA